Molecule: messenger RNA, 1838 nt
Organism: Ictidomys tridecemlineatus (thirteen-lined ground squirrel)
Lineage: Eukaryota; Metazoa; Chordata; Mammalia; Rodentia; Sciuridae
Gene: Ppp1r17
Product: protein phosphatase 1 regulatory subunit 17
Biological process (GO): regulation of phosphatase activity
Molecular function (GO): protein serine/threonine phosphatase inhibitor activity
Source: RefSeq, a predicted model, not a curated record
CAUCCCCAUAGCAACAGCAGCAGCUGGUCCCUAGAUAAGAGGAGCUGGAGCGGGGCAGCAGCAGCCUCUGCUGCAGAGCAACCAGCCAGCCUCAGUGAAUAGGAAAGCCUCCUCCUAGUCUCUGGCCUUCUCAUCCCGGGGCCCUCACCGAUUGUAUAAGAAGCACACCCGCUCUCCUUGGAUGAUGUCCACUGAGCAAAUGCAGCCCCUGGAGCUCUCAGAAGACAGACUAGACAAACUAGACCCUCGUUACAGCCACUUAGCAGAUGAUCUUUCAGACCAGUUCAUUAAGGACUGUGAUCUCAAAAAGAAGCCAAGAAAGGGGAAGAACACACAGGCCAACCUGAAUGUUGAGUCAGACCAAAAAAAACCAAGGAGGAAAGAUACACCCGCCCUGCACAUCCCACCUUUUAUACCAGGUGUGAUUUCAGAACAUCUAAUUAAAAGAUAUGAUGUUCAGGACAGACGUCCAAAGGGCAAAGUAAACCCAGCUCUUCAUAACUCUGACCUGGAACAGAAAAGGCCAAGGAGAAAAGACACACCUGCCUUGCACGUGCCCCCCUAUGCAGCAGGUGUGAGACUGCUCAGGGACCAGAGACCCAAAGCGAUUGUGGAAGAUGACGAAAAGGAUGGUGACAAGAUAGCUAUUUAAAGAUAUUUCCCCUGAGAUCACUUGUAAAUAGGUUAGAUUGGUUCCCUAUGGUGACCUAGGGAAAAAAAUAGCCUUGUUUCUGUUCGCAUUUUGUCCUAGUCUGACGUUCAGAUCUAGACACCUCCUCCCCAAGAGACAUACUACAUCAGAUUGCCAGUCACCUCUGCUGUCUUUUUUUUAUCUUUCUUGAGCCUGGUUUCUAUUCCAACUCCAUACAUUUUCAUUUUCCAAUGCAUGAGAAAAGAAACAGAUCACCCCAAAUUAGGAGUUAACAGGGAAAGCUUGGGGAAUUCCAUUUCUGCAUCUUCUGGAUCAAUUCACAGAGCAGAGAACAUGGAUAACAAGGGGAUCCUUUGUGGCUGGUUCAUCUGUGAGUCAGAACUCACCAUCCAAACACCAGUUCUAGUAGGGACUCCCUAUUCUAGCUGGGGAGGUAAGAAGGUUUGGGUCUUAAUUCACUGAUUGCCCUGGAGUCUUAUUUCUCCUGCCCUGACUUGAGAGUCCAGUUCUUUUGACGCUCCUAAGAAUCUUGUAACAGAAGCUGUAAAGUGAAUUUAUGAACUCUAAGAGUCGACCCAGUUCCCCAUGGCAGGGCUGAAAAUGCCGGUAACAGAGAGGACUUGUCUGUCUGGAAAUUUUACCAACAUAUCCUCUUAUUUAUUUAUUUUUUUUUUUUAAAAAAAAACAACAAUUCUUCACCAUGGUUGUCCUGACAUUUGAGAAUUAUGUCACAAGUGAGUUAUUACCAAUGGUGGGUAAAAUAUCAAUGCUCAUGAUGGAUUUACUUUUUAUAAAUUUAAAGCCAAAUGAAGGUCAUUCUCGUAUUUUUGGGCAUCUCACUUAUUUAGGUUCCUUCACGGUUUGUUACAGAAGAGAGGAAAUUGUGGUGUUAGCCAGUAAGCAGUGGUCUGUAUUUAGCUCCUGUCCCGGCUUCCAAUCUGUGGGUGCCUUUGAGGAGUUUUGCAAAUGGAUCUCAUCCAUCAACCAAUAGAUGAGGAAAAAGACGAGAACUACCAUUAAAAAUAAGAAAAGUCAAUAUUGAAAUCAUCAUAUUUCAGAGUGAGAAUACGGAAGCUCUGUGUAUUUCCUAGUUCCAACAGUUUAUUAAUUCCUUCUGUGUUUCUGUUCCCCUCACAAAGAGGAAAAAGAUGCAAGACAGCUGGAAAUAAAGAUACUUCUAUCCACA